Messenger RNA from Notodromas monacha, 1644 nucleotides. The record is from the annotation of a GenBank genome assembly. Lineage: Eukaryota; Metazoa; Arthropoda; Ostracoda; Podocopida; Cyprididae.
UGUGACUUAUUGGAAUGGGAAGAUCUCUACGUAGCGGGACGACUCCAUAAGCCAGUGUAUUAUUUGAAUACGAAGUUCUCCAAUCGGGUAGCAUCAGCUUUAUCGAAGAAUCUUCGAUCGGCAGUACUUGCGGCCUUGUUAAUUCUUCCACCAGAAUUUAGUGAAGAAAUGCUUUUCAAGACAAUAGCCGGCAUUUCAUACUCCGGCGAUGUUCGUAUGACAUUUGGUGAGGACCAAAAUAAAGUAUCAAACAUCGUGGAAGCUCAAAUGCCUGCCUUCCGAGAAUUAUACGGCCCUACCUUGGAUACCAUGAAGGAUUGGCUGGAAUUUUGCAACCGAAGGGCCAUAUUCGAGCAAGAUAUCACUCCUGCAGCAAAAUUCCAUCAUCUUAACUUGUUGCCGAGUAACGUUUCCGAGGGUCUAACAGAAAUUUACAAAUCGCGCAAGAUGGGCGGCUCCAUAGAAGAUUGUGAAGAUGCCAUUCUUGCUGCUGCUCACGAUCCCGAUGCUCGAGAUAUCCUUCUUUGGAGAAUGUCGGAAAUUGUGAAAAAAUCGAGUGCUGGUCAGGCUGUCAAAGGGGCCUGCACAGCAGGAGCGAGGAAAGCGCUUUCAUAUGGGGGUCAGAAAGUGUUGAAAUGGUUAACCAGUGUGAGGAGAACCACAAGAUGUCGGGCGCCCGUCAUUCGUUCGUUCUCAGCUUCGACUCAGCCCGAGAAGAAAAUUGACGGAAAAGAUGCCUUGCCGCCCGCGGAAUACCGUCAAAUUUUCCCUGAAUUUCUCCCGAAUCCUCGAUUAGAUUGGAGGAACAAAUUAAGGGAAAANGAAUUUCUCCCGAAUCCUCGAUUAGAUUGGAGGAACAAAUUAAGGGAAAAACUGGAACGAGCCGACAUGCUUCAACGUCGGAAGCACAUUGAAAUACCCGAGUUCUACGUUGGCACCAUUAUGGCUGUCGUAGUGUCAGAUCCGCAUGCACCUGGGAAAUCAAGUCGCUUCCUGGGUGUCUGCACUGAACGAGGAGAAAGCGGAUUACGCGCUUAUUUCGUUCUUCGGAAUUAUAUCGAGGCACAAGGUAUUGAACUGCGGUAUGACUUGUACAACCCGACGAUACGAAAAAUCGAAGUGGUACGUCUGGAAAAGCGUCUCGAUGACAACUUGCGAUAUCUGAGGGAUUGCCCUUCCGAAUUCAGCACGUUCCCGCAAGACAUGGAGCCAGAGUAUUUACCGGAUGGCGCACCGGUUCCUGUGAACGAACUAAAAGUACCGUUGAAACCACAACCAUGGAGUGCCAAGUGGCAUCUGUGGAAUCUCAAAGGCGUCGUUCCUGAGACCUACAUGGACACGUUGGCGCACUGGCAGAAGAAACGUCUCGCGAAUGCGAAGCGUAUCAAUGCCGAGUCCCCCAUUUCCCCGUACAACAAAUACGAUCUCAUGCGAGCGUAUCGUAAGAGCAUUCACGAAGAAGACCAAGCAGAAGUGUUCAAUGAAGUGAAGACUGCGGUGGGUGAAGUGUCGCGAGCCCAAACUCGACUGAAGCGCGUUUACGUACGUCCCAAGAAACGCGGAUGAACGUGGUUAUUAGUGUAUUCAUUUCCUUGUUGCGGUGAAAAAAGACGGUUGCAGUUAUCGCAAUCAUGAGUUGUGAUA